This is a messenger RNA of Myxocyprinus asiaticus (Chinese sucker), 700 nucleotides long. RefSeq names its product putative defense protein 3. Lineage: Eukaryota; Metazoa; Chordata; Actinopteri; Cypriniformes; Catostomidae. Gene Ontology annotation, molecular function: oxidoreductase activity, acting on metal ions. The record is from RefSeq and is a predicted model, not a curated record. The transcript is spliced from 5 exons. Bases 101 to 700 code for a protein of 199 amino acids.
GUAUCAGGAGCAUAUAAAACUCUUCUUCCUACCAACAUACAUCAAUUGGACUGGCAUUUUCUUGAAAGCAACACAACAAUUGCUGUUUGAUUUUGUGAAGAUGCAUGGGCAGUUUGUUCUUGUUGUCCUGGUCUGUUGGAUAAAUCUUCAUGUAGUGACAACAUACCCCAAUGGACAAGUGACGUCUGCAUGUAUGUCUAUGACUCCCCAACAUGGUGCUAAUAACAUCUCCAGGUUACAGGCUCCAUAUACUGUCAGCUCAAACGUGUCAACCUACACAAAUGGCCAGAAGAUUACAGUGACACUUCAGGCAAACAGGACUGGAUUCAUGGGUUUUCUUCUUCAGGCCAGUUAUGGGACAGGUCCAGUUGGUACUUUCACAGUCAUGGGAAACAAUACUCAAUUACUGAACUGUGGAGGCAUGGGUUCAGCUGUCAGUCAUACUUCAAAGGAUGCAAAGACAACUAUUGUGGCUCAGUGGAAAGCUCCUGACAGCGGCAACAAAGAUAUUAAUUUCAGGGCAACAUUUGUACAGAAUUUCUCUCUCUUCUGGGUUGGCGUUCAAAGUGAAACUGUAAGAUUCAUGGCUACUAAUCCUCCAAACACCACAGCCAACUCUACCACUGAAAGUCCUAACUGUAGUCCAUCAAUAUCUCUCGCAGUGUCUCUUCUUUUUCUGCCUCUGCUGGCAAUUACUUAA